AUGCGCUCGCCCGCCCCGGGAUGCGCUCGCCCGCCCCGGGAUGCUGCGGGGCUCGGCAGCCGGGACCGCGUACGCUGCCGCUGUCCCUCGCCGCGCUCCCUUCCCUGGGAAAAGGGGGCCGAGGUGUCCCCUCCCCGAAGGAAAACAACGCUGCGCUUUUACCUGCUGAGCACAGGCGCAAACAGCUAUGGACAACUUGGUCUUGGUCAUAAAGAGGAUGUGCUGGUACCUCAGGCACUGAAAGAUGUUUCCUGCAAAUGUCAAGACAUUGCAAGCAUUGCUGGAGGAGGGGGACAUUCUGCAGUUAUCACUGGUGGAGGACAACUCUUUGUAUGUGGCCAUAACAAAGAUGGGCAGUUGGGAUUGAAUCACACAGAGGAUGUGCUGCACUUUACCUUGUGCACUGCCCUGUCUGGCUUUUGUGUAAAACAAGUUGCAUGUGGCUGGGAUUUCACAAUCAUAUUAGUAGGAUCGGGCCUAGUUCUGUCCUGUGGGUCAAACUCUUUUGGACAAUUAGGACUUCCUCAAAUUUCAGGUCCGUGCUUGAUUCCACAAAAGAUUGAGUCUCUCAAAGAGAAGGUGGUGAAUGUCGCUGCAGGACUGAGACAUGCCCUUGCUGCUACAGACAGUGGUCUGGUUCUUCAGUGGGGAACUGGUAUGGCAACUCGGGCAAAGCGUGCAAACCAAGGAAAAACUCUCCCCCUGUUCUUGACAGCAAAGGAACCCUGUGAAGUGACAGGCCUGGAAGAUGUAAAGGUGAAGACAGUUGCUGCAAGCUCCUAUCAUUCAGUGUCCCUCACAGAUGAAGGACACCUGUAUGUCUGGGGCAGCAACAAACAUGGACAGUUAGUGAGCAAAGAGAUCUUUCUUGCUGAGCCCAAGAAGAUUGAGACUCAGGUCUUCUCACAUGAAAAGAUUGCAGCAGUUUGGAGCGGCUGGACCCACUUGGUGGCACAAACAGAAACUGGCAAGGUAUUCACCUGGGGCAGAGCGGACUAUGGGCAACUUGGAAGGCAUGCAGUGGUUCCCGACGGGCAGGAGUUGUGCACAGCAUCUGAACAAUGCUUGGAGCUGUUGUGUAACAUCCCUGUUUCAGUGCCUUGCCUAAAUGGAGCAUCUCAGAUUGCAUGUGGCUCAGAGCAUAAUCUGGCAGUAGUUGGUGGCCAGUGCUUCUCCUGGGGAUGGAACGAACAUGGGAUGUGUGGUGAUGGCACAGAAGCAAAUAUUUGUGUCCCGAAGCCAGUCAAAGCUCUCAGUUAUGCAAAAUUAAUUGGAUGUGGGGCAGGACACUCCAUGGCUCUUUCAAACUCCACAUUAGACUUAGCACACCUGGAAUCAUAACAUCAUGGAUGUGUGUGGACCUUUUUGGGUUGCUCAGAAGAGCUACAAGAGAAUUGCCCAUGAUUAACACAAUAGUUGGAAAGCGCAGAUGUUUUUUCUAAGUCUGAAAGGAACAACUAUGGAUUGAAAACUAUAAUACUUUAAAAAUUGUUUCAUGGGUUCUGUCACAGGAAUUGACUUUCUUACCCAUAGAUAGAAUUACAAACAUUUUGUCUCGAAGCAAAACAACUGAAGACAGAUUUACUACUUAUUCUUCUGAGAAGUCUUUGGGGAAGAAACCAACUUGUUAAUCACUUAUCAUUGGUGUAUAAAUUCAGUCUGAGGAAAUGGUCUGAGAAGGUGGUCUUUUGUUAUUGUAUCUUUACAUCACUAUAAGCAUAUGUUGCACCUGCCAACUUCUGCUGGAGUUGUGAGCUCCCAGCAGCUCAGAAAAUCGUUUGUAUCACAAAGAAAUACCAGUGAACAUAAAUAGAUGCAUACACACAGUUUAAACAGAAGAUCAGGAUAAAAAAAAAUGGUGAUAUAAUUUAGAAGGCUGGUAAAAGGGGGAAACGAGACCCUUUUGAACUAGCUUUAUGUUGAUUAAACUGUGAAAGGAGCAGUAUUUCUGAUGUUCUGUGCCAGGCAUCAGUUUAUUAUAGAUUUACAGGGAUGCAAAUCUGUGUGAAUUAUCAUUAACUUGCAAACCAUACCUGAAGUUUCUGAAGCUACUGCUUAGGGAAGAAAAAAUUUUAAGAGCUCUUGGAAACAAUCUAAAAAUUCUUAUCAAAGGGCCUAAGUCAGUUGUAGCUGUCAACAACAGUUUGAUCGGACGUAACUCCUGUAUUUCCAGCUGCCUUUGAAUAGGAAGACAUCAAAAUCUAACCAGAAAGAUUUUACAAGUUCUCCAGCCUAAAAGGCACACCAAAAUAAUCCUGAUGGUUUCAGGUUAGUUCUCACUUCGUUUCACAGCCCAGCUGAGUUACUGUUCAUGGCAUGCCCACAGUACUUGUUCCAGGUGAGUGCUUGACAGAGAACGUAGGCCUAACACUUGUUUUGGUAGGAGAAAUGAAAAAGUAUAAAAUAAAAUAUCUUCAGAUAUUAUUAGCUGCCUAUGCUGAGCAAAAUUUUGGAAGCUAUUUAUAAAACUGGUUUUUUCACUCAGAUACAUUGGAUGCUAUUAAACUGGGUGUUUACCACCCACAAUACUUACAUUUGCUGUGGUACUCAAUGUAUUUCAAGUUCUAAAUAUAGAGAGUUCUACUGUGUGGUAAAUGCACCUUUUAAGGAGACCUACUGUUGCUAAACACUGGUUUACUUUUUAAAGCAGGCUUGCCAGGGAAGAAGCCUUUCAGAAUUAAAAAAUACUCAGAGAAAGGCUCUUGGGAAAUAGGACAGGAAGACUUUCUAAUGAUGUGUCAGUUUACACAUGAAGGGGAAGGAAUUAAGCUGAUAAUAUGAGCUGCAAGGGUUUUUUUGCCCUUGGUUUUACAGCAAUUAGAGUUCAUGGCCUCAUUUUCAAAGGUAUUUUAUUUUUCCAUUUGAUGGAUGAGAAACUUGAACAGACUAUGAAGUGGAUUUUAGCUAUUAUAGAUACCAAAAGAAUUGGUAAGAAUAACCAAAUGGAUCCUCUGCAAAAAGUGUAAAAUCGAGACUUGUUUUGUAAGGUGGGUUUUUUAACCCAUGUAUUGGUUGUGGUUCUUCAUGGCAAUAUAUUGUUUGAGGCUGUGACUUCUUGUACUUUUACUUAUCUAAGCUGGUAUUUAUUGACUGUCCGCAGUGCCAUUUUCAGAAUACCAGAGCAUCUCUACUAUAUGCACUGAACAGUUUCUCAUGUUUUUUUCGACAGUCCUGUCUGAGGUUUCUACUUCUGUUUUUCUCCAAAACCUGUGUACCAAAUAAACAUGUUACCCCAUUUCAGUAAUCGUCCUCUAAACAAUCCUGUUCCUUCAUUAAUCACAGCUAGUAUGCGUGCGCUGCAUCGGGGUUACUGGGCUGGAUGUGUUUCGACUGGGUUUGCUGUUGCUGCAGUUCAUUUCAGAGGACUCCAACAGAUUAUGUAACAAAUAAAUGUGAGUUGGUUAUUUGAAA
Molecule: messenger RNA, 3411 nt
Organism: Pipra filicauda (Wire-tailed manakin)
Lineage: Eukaryota; Metazoa; Chordata; Aves; Passeriformes; Pipridae
Gene: SERGEF
Product: secretion regulating guanine nucleotide exchange factor
Source: RefSeq, a predicted model, not a curated record